Brienomyrus brachyistius is the source of this 3326-nucleotide messenger RNA. Its product is annotated as tripartite motif-containing protein 16-like. Lineage: Eukaryota; Metazoa; Chordata; Actinopteri; Osteoglossiformes; Mormyridae. The record is from RefSeq and is a predicted model, not a curated record. The coding region runs from base 34 to 1707 and encodes 557 amino acids. Gene Ontology annotation, molecular function: protein binding; zinc ion binding. The transcript has 6 exons.
ACGAAAUUGAAUCCUAUCAGUGUUCGUGGUAAAAUGGCAGAAGCCAGAGUUGCAGUGGAUGUAAACGAGUUCAGCUGUCCAAUCUGUCUGGAUCUACUAAAGGAUCCAGUGACUAUUCACUGUGGACACAGUUACUGUAUGAGCUGCAUUAAGAGCUGCUGGGAUCAGGAGGAUCAUGUUGGAGUUUACAGCUGCCCCCAGUGCAGACAGACCUUCAUACCCAGACCUGUUCUGGGCAGAAACACCAUGCUGGCUGAAGUGGUGGAGAAACUGAAGAAGACUGAACUACAAGCAGCUACUCCUGCUGACCAGUAUGCUGGACCUGGAGAUGUGGAGUGUGAUGUCUGUACUGGGAGAAAACACAAAGCUGUCAAGUCCUGCCUGGUGUGUCUGGCCUCCUACUGUGAAACUGACCUGCAGCUUCACAAUAAACUCCACCAUGCAAAACAGCACAAGCUCAUUGAUGCCAUCGGCCAUCUGAAGGACAAGGUUUGUUCCCAGCAUGACAAACCCCUGGAGAUCUACUGCCGUACCGACCAGCAGUGUAUCUGUUAUCUCUGUUCGAUGUAUGAACACAGAGGCCAUGAUACAGUCUCAGCUGCUAUAGUAAGGGCGGAGAUACAGAAACAAAUGGGUGAAACACAGAGGGAAUUUCAGCAGAGAAUUCAGAUGAGAGAGAAGGAGCUGCAGGAGCUGAGAGAGGCUGUGGCCUCAUUCACAACCUCAGCACAGUCAGCAGUGGAGGAGAGCGAGAGGAUCUUCACUGAGAUUAUCAGCUCCAUUGAGAGAAGACGGUCUGAGGUGACAAAGCUGAUCAGAGAUCAGGAGAAGGCUGCAGUGAGUCAGGCUGAAGGAGACAUGGAGAGACUGAAGCUGGAGAUUGAUGAACUGAAGAGGAGACACUCUGAGCUGGAGCAGCUUUCACACACAGAGGAUCACAUCCAUUUCCUCCAGAGGCGCCAGGCUCUUCCUGUCACUCCUGAAGCUGGAUUUGGACCCAGAAUCUCUGUCAGUCCAAGAUCUGAUUUUGGGAAUUUGAGGAAGGCGGUUUCUGAGCUGAAAGACCAACUGGAGAAUGUUUGCAGAAUGAAAAUGGCAGAGAUCCAUCACCCAGUUACCAAAGACACCGUCCUACCGGUAUUAGUGCCCAGGACCAGAGCAGAAUUCUUACACUACUCCUGCCAGCUGACGCUGGACCCCAACACAGCACACAGACGCCUGUCUCUGUCAGAGGGGAACAGGAAGGUGACAGGGGGGGCAGAGCAGCCAUAUCCUGACCAGCCAGAGAGAUUUGACUACUGGCCCCAAGUUCUGUGUAGAGAGAGUCUGACUGGUCGCUGUUACUGGGAGGCUGAGUGGAGUGGAGAUGACGUCUGGAUAGGAGUGACUUAUAAAGGAAUCAGGAGGAAAGGAGGGAGUUAUGACUGUCUGCUUGGAUUCAAUGACAAGUCAUGGAUGCUGCGCUGCUCUCCUGACAGUUACUCUGUCUGGCACAAUAAGAAAGAGACUGUCAUACCCAUAAAGCCCUCAGUCUCCCGCAGAGUAGGAGUGUAUCUGGACCAGGCGGCUGGUACUCUGUCCUUCUACAGAGUCUCCUCUGAUGGACUGACCCUCCUGUACAGAUUCACCUCCUCAUUCACUGAACCCCUCUAUCCAGGGUUUUGGGUUUAUUAUAACUCCCCCGUGUCGCUGUGCAUGCUGGGAUAGCUCACUGUGUGCUGGAGGAAUCAUUUUUACCGUAUCAGAGUGUCACAUGUCGCUGCUUCUCCGUGGCAAAAAGGUAAAAUCUCUGCUUUUUAACCAGUAUAACCCUUUUUACUCUGUCUGCAGUGUGACGUAUGUUAAUAAAACAAGUAAUUGGGUUCUGUAAGCUGAACAAACAUGCAAAAUUACUCUUUUUCUCUGACUUAUGUUCUAUGUUGUCUGUAAAUGCACCUAAACUGCCAAAACAAAUUCAUAGUACAUGCAGUUGUACCAAUAGAGUGAAUUCUGAUUCUGAAUAAAAUUAAAUGUAAUGAAAUCUAAGCCUGAUGAGUAAGGGGAGCUUUUCCCCUCCCCUCUAUAUGUAUAUUUUAUAUUUCUGUCUAUAUAUUGUAUUGCUACCUGUACACUGACAAUAAAGGCUUCCUAUUCUAUCCCAUUAAUGUCCCGGUUCCGCGCUGCCCAGAACGUAACUGAGUAACAGACUUAAUCCGCGCUCUCUGCUCACUGAGCGCAGCAGCCUGAUAUCGCAGCGGCGACGCUUUGGCCAGCAGGGGGCGGCAGACGGCAGACAGUUUAUUAACUCAAAACCUACUGCGGUCCUGAGGUAACUUAGUAAAGAUAAUAAUAUAAUCAAAUUAAUCAUAUAUUAACUAAGUAAACAUAAAUAACAUAAAAUCUUAAUAAGGCAUGUUAGUACAACAACAGAAAAGCACCUGAUCAUCAAUGAAGUAGUGUAGGUGAUUACCAAUUACCAGAAAUAACACAUAAAUCCUGUUUCAUUAGGAAUCCUGAGAUAUAUACAGUACUGUGCAAAAGUCUUAGGCAGUCAUAGGAAAUGUUUAAAGCUAUUUAUCUGGGUAGUAAAUUUAUAUUUUCUCAGUAUGAAAAAGAAAAUUUAAUAUUAUAACGUGUAAAUUAUGAGUAAAACAAAAAAACUAAAAGGAAUUUCUUAUGUUCUCCAAAAAGUUACUGAUAUCUUGUUGGAUGGCUAGAUGAACACCAAUAUGGUUCCUAAACCUCUCCUCAGGUUCACCUCAGCCAUUUCAUGUAUUUGUUAAUUUUCACGACCAGCUCACUUAAUUAAUUAAUGAAACUAGUUUUGAAAAGUCACUGAGGUAUUGAUUAGCUAUAUGAGGUGAGCUAGUGGUCAUGUCAAAAAUACAUGAGUAUAUUGAAAAUACUGCCAAUACUGGGAUGACUUUAGGAGUGAUUUUGAAAUGGUUAAGGGCAAAAAGUUUGACAGACAUAAUAUCAUAGGUUUAAAUCAAUAUGCAGAUCAUUUUGCACAGUACUGUAUAUAUAUAUAUAGUAGUCAAGUCAAGUAGUCAAGUAGGUUUUAUUGUCAUUUCAACCAUACACACAGUAUAUAGAGAAAUGAGAUAACGUUCCUCCAGGACCAUGGUGCAACACAGAGCAGGACAAAGACAGAGCAACAUCAGUGCAGACAGGACAGCAUAACAGUACAGAUUGACAAGACAGACAAGACAACAUACAGUGCCAAUUAACAGUGGUAACAUUUUGGAUACAGUAUUUGUUACUGUAUGGUAGCAGCGAAGGGUGUUUGUGCAAAAAAUGCUGUACAAAAAUGCCGUGGUAUAAUAAAUAACAAUAAAUAUUAUAUA